AUGACGCGAAAUAUCACCAAUCUCCUCUUCGUUUUGUGGGUUUUGUGCAUCGUCAAACAGUCGGAAUGCUACAAGAUCCUAGCAAUCAUAGCAACACCGUCUUACAGCCAUCAAAUCCCGUACCGAAGAUUAUGGCUGGAGCUACACAAUCGGGGCCACGAAAUUCUGCUAGUCACGGCGAAUCCUAUGCCGAACAUCAACUCGCCGAAUUUCACGCAGAUCGACGUCAGCCAGUCUUACAAAAUAUUUAGGACACUAAACUUCAUUGAAAUGAAGCUCAACGGUGAUUCAUGGUUGCAAAUUAUAGAAAAUUACGGGAUACCGAUCACCUUGGUUUGCGCGGAAAACGUGUUCAACAAUACGGAAUUUAAAAAAGUAUACGCUCCAGACAGCGACGCAAAGUUCGACAUCCUUCUGACGGAAUACCUCUACGUGCCCGCCAUCGUCGGUCUUGCACAUCGAUUCGACGUUCCCAUAAUAGGUACUUGUUUAAUAUAUAUUCAUGGUCAUUCGUACAGUGACGGAGAAAACUUCACAACGAAAAAAAAAACGUCGACAUUCGAAAGGUUAAGUUCGUUAGGGCUACCUGCAUGGAACGAACACAUCCUUGGCGGAUUGGUCCUCCCUUCUCACGAGAGCACGUGGGAAAUGGAAAACAAAACGGGCUCGAAUCUACCAUUCUUGAAGAGGUUAUGGAAUUUCGUGAGCUUCUGGCAUUUCUUGCACUUGUUGUACACCGAACUGUUGCUCGUUAAUCAGCAAUUGGCGGAGAAAUAUCUCGGGCCAUUGCCGCCGUUAACAGAUAUUAUGAAGAACACUAGUAUGCUAUUCAUUAAUCAGGCCAGC
Molecule: messenger RNA, 846 nt
Organism: Heterotrigona itama
Lineage: Eukaryota; Metazoa; Arthropoda; Insecta; Hymenoptera; Apidae
Source: the annotation of a GenBank genome assembly